CCGCCUUCUAGAGCAGCCGGGUUUGCUCCAAAAACUGAGGUUUUCUUAGUUCCCCGCCCCCCUCGUGGCGGACCUUCAGCGAGUCGUCUACGGUUUUGGAUUUGCCGCGCGCGAGGGGCGUCCUACGUCCGCGCCGACGUCACGAGGUAGCGUCGGCGUCUUCUCACGUGACUCUCGUGGUGCUGGGGGAGGGCGGGGGUUAGAAGGAUUGGUUUUAUUUACUAAUUCCCCCCUGGGUCCUCUGAGGUGGCCGACGCAUGCGCACGGCCAGCUUCGCCCGCAGCUCCUUGGGUUACACAAGUUCUGAGGUGAGGCUGGCCGUUGGAGCCACCACCCCAGAUUCAAGUAUCUGGGAAGGGCUUCGUCGGUCCUAUUAUUAUUAUUAUUAUUAUUACGGUCCUUCCCAGGCGCUGCGGAGAAGAGGAGCCGCUGCUCAGGGAGGGGCUGCUGCGCCCUUUCGGACGUUUGUGGGAAGCGACUGAGGAAGGAAGCCUCUCUGAGGUGUGUGUAAAGGAGCGAGCGAGGGAGCAGCCUGUGCUUGUGGGAAUUGCGGCCCGAUGAGGAAUGGUGGAAAUGGGAACCCAGGUGGGGGAGGGGGGACUUGGGUCAUGCCAUUCAUUUAAGAUGUUUUCUAGCAUUUGGAUCCUGACCGUUUGCUCCCCAUCCCACCCCACCCCCCGAAAAAAGGUCCUUUUUCUCGGGCUCAAAAGGUAGGAUAAAGGAGUGGGAGGGAGGCGGGCGGAGUUUAACUGAAGCACAAGUUCCUAAACCGAACAGGUAACAGUGAAGCCUGGAAACUUUCCAGAAUAUAUAAUGAAAGUCGGAUCUCAUCUCACUUAGGUUUGCAUUGCUCAGGGAUACUACACACACACGUGUUACUGUAGCCGAGACGAUUUUCCAGUUUAAAUUAGCAGCGAUCCCUAGACUGAUGUUUGUUUUGACCAGUGUUUAUUUUCUUGGGGGUUACUGAAGGGUAUGCAGUACCGGCACCUUUACACCCCCUCCAGAUGUUAAAUGUGUGGCACUCACAGUAGCAACUUAAUGGUGAGUGCCUGCACAUUUUUUUAAUAUAAAAAGCACUGGCUUUGUCUCUUCUUAAGAAGUUCGAGGAAUAUCCUUGACUUACUUUUUAAAAAAUAUAUAUAGAUGUGUAAUAUAUAGAGUUUGGUUAAAGUGUGAGGGUUUGUUUGAAGGUGGUAUACCUGCCUUGAGUUCCAUAUCUAGAAUGAAAGUCCAAAUUGAGGUGUGAAAGGUGUAUCCUGUGGGGUAAACUUUGGUGGAUGAACGUAGGUUCUGCACUGGGUGUGGCUCCUAUGCUAGGAUGGCAGUGGAGAACUGAAGUCUAUGAGGUCUGUUUCAUGUUUUCUUUGCAGAGAUCACCAUGUCUCUUUAGGUAUUGUUGCUGGUGCUGCACUAGUCUUUCCUGCUGUAUUGUGUAUAUUUAAAAGAAUAAUAUGAGUUAUUCCCCAUCCUGCACCCCUAGGUCCUAGAGUGGGUAACAUUUAAAAUACAGCAUAAAAAACUUAUUUUUAAAAAAUUACAAUCAAAUAUGCAAAUUGUGAAGGACAGUUAAGUGUCAGACAUGUUAGUUGUUGUUUAGUCGUGUCCGACUCUUCUUGACCCCAUGGACCAGAGCAUGCCAGGCACUCCUGUCUUCCACUGCUUCCUGCAGUUUGGUCAAACUCAUGCUGGUAGCUUUGAGAACACUGUCCAACCAUCUUGUCCUCUGUCUUCCCCUUCUCCUUGUGCCUUCAAUCUUUCCCAACAUCAGGGUCUUUUCCAGGUCAGACAUGUUAAGCUGUGGCCAAAUAUCCUGUAUUUUUAUCUUGUGAACGACCCUGAGAGCUUCAGAUGAAGGAUGGUAUUUACAUUUAAUUAAUAAUAAUAAUAAAUAGAACUCCCCAAGUCUUUAGUAAUAUGUGCCUUCCCUUAAUAUGCUUUACAUUUCUGCUAUGAGAAACACAUCAGUGUAGCUGUGGCAAACAAUUGCCGCACAAAGUGAUAACUUUAUAUGAUUAUCAUGUGUAAUUCCCUACACAUUUGGGGAGCAUAUGCCCAGGGAAGCCUGAAGAUCAGUAUAGCAAAUCAUUCACACCUUGAGCAUAUGAUUGAGUUGAAAUGGAUGGGCGUGUAGUUAUCGUGUGACAACUAGAGCAUUGUGGGUGUGACAGUCGUCUAUGAAUUCAGACAGAACAGCAAACCAUAGCACAGGCUCUGUUUUCAGUGCCUAGUUUGUUGGCCCUCAAACAGUGGUUUGUAAGCUCUUUUCUCUUGUAGUUCCAUUUUCUAGACAAAAGUGUGUGUGUUUACUGCAUUUGUUUAUUUAGGAAACAAUUGCUUGUGCAGAAGUAAUAAUAGUAUUGUUUGGAGUACACUGUACCUUAGCAUCCACCAGGUCCUGUUUUCUGAGCAUUCUUGAGACAUCUAGUUGGCUUCAAAGGAAUUCUGGUUCAACUCAGCAUGGUUGUGUUUAUGUUCGUGUUGUAAAUAAUAAGGGUGCCAUUAGCAUCUGGAAUGGACUGGAGUCCCAGAAAUUGUGUGGGUUUGCAGAUAAUUUAACACAUAAGUCUUCCAAGCUUUCCUAAAGUUCCAUAAACUAGGAUGUUGUUUUUUCUCACCAGAUUGCAGAUUUACUAAAAUGAAAUAUUACAGAGCCUUUAGCAGGAGCAGUACAUGUGUUCUUUCUUGUUCCAUUAUACAGGGAGAAAGAAGAGAUCUGAGAUAACAAGGUCCCUACUUAAAAACUUUUUAAAAAGCUCAACAAAAAUUAAAUUUUGAAUGAAAGGCCAUCUUUGAUAUGAAAUGCAAUUUUCUAAGAUUUCAACCCCUCCUCUCUUUUACAUUUAGCAUAAGCUGUAUUAAUUAUUUCCUAUUUUGCUGAAAGCACAUGCUCAACUUUAAAUCUGCAGUAAAGGUAAGGGGCACGUUGACAUUUGCUAGCAAGUCAGUGGAAACAUCAAAGAAUCUUGAGCACCUUAAGGACAAAUGACUUUAUUGUGGCAUAAACUUUCAUGGGCUGGAGCCUCUACCAUUGUGGUUGUUACUGGCACCAAGUCAAUGCAUAUCUGUUUACCCAGGCAUUUUAAAUUGCUCUGACUACCUCCUUUGCUUUUAUAGUUAUUGUUGCCUCUCAGUUUUAUGGUUAGUAACAAAGUGUGAUGUUUUAUAACAUUGUGUUGGUUGUUGUUGUGGAUUGCCUUGAAAUCCAUCAAGCUGAAGGGCUGUUUAAAUUUUGUAAAAAAAAAAAAUAUUAUCCUGGCAGUCAAAAAAGUUUGUCUCAACUUUAGUUCAGUCCUACCAUGUCUAAAAGAGCUUGAAUGCGUGGUUUAGUGUGGCCCAUUAUAAAGUCUGAGAAUCCUUGGAAUGACAAACUAUUUAAAAAAGAGGCUUUUGGCCUACACCCAGAAGUGUGAUUCAUCACAUCACUCUUCUACAGUGUUGCUGUAAAGUACCAGAGUUUAGGUAACUUUAUGUGUAUACAGUAUAAGAUAAGUGUCUUAAAUAUAUUCCGUUAAGAGUUUGGGUGUAAUCCUUGAUGCCUCCCUUUCCAUGGAGGCACAAGUUACAGCAACAGCCAAGGCGACAUUUUUCCAUCUUCGCCGCAUCAAGCAGUAGGUCCCUUACCUUUCCCGCCCCGACCUGGCCACAGUGAUCCAUGCGACGGUCAUCUCCAGGCUUGACUACUGUAAUUCGCUCUACGCGGGGCUGCCCUUGAAGCUGUCCCAGAAACUCCAGCGGGUACAGAAUGCUGCUGCGAGGCUCCUCACAGGGUCUCUGCCAUGGGACCAUAUUCACCCAGUGCUUUUCAAGCUGCACUGGCUCCCGGUGGAGUACAGGGUCAGAUUUAAGGUGCUGCUUUUGACCUUUAAAGCCCUUCAUGGCCUAGGACCCUCGUACCUAUGGGACCGCCUCUCCUGGUAUGCCCCACGGAGAGCCUCAAGGUCCGUAAAUAACAACACCCUAGGGGUCCCAGGCCCUAAGGAAUUUAGAUUGGCUUCAACCAGAGCCAGGGCCUUUUCAACUCCGGCUCCGGCCUGGUGGAACACUCUGCCUCAUGAGACCAGGGCCCUGCAGGAUCUGAUUUCUUUCCACAUGGCCUGCAAGACAGAGUUGUUCCGCCUGGCCUUUGGCUUGGAGCCAAUUUGAUUCCCUCCCUCCCUCUCUUUCUUUUUUCUUUUCCUUCUCCUCCUGCGGUGAGGCUACAUUUUAAUAUUUUAAUGUUGUAUUUUAUUUUUGUUUUUAAGUUGUAAUCAUUCAUCUUGUUUUUAUUCUUGCUUGUAAGCCACUCUGAGCCCGGCCUUGGCUGGGGAGGGCGGGGUAUAAAUAAAAAAUUAUUAUUAUUAUUAUUAUUAUUAUUAUUAUUAUUAUAUUGAUGCAAUUGUAUAUGCACUUACCUGGAAAUGUCACAUUGAAGUCAGUGGGACAUACUUCUGAGUAGUACCUGCAGACUGCACUGCUGUGGCAUCAACUUUUGUAAACUAGAGCUCAUUUCACUGAAUGCAUGAUGUUUUCUCCUUGGUUGGUAGGUGUAUAUGCACACGUACAGCUGAUUGGUAAACCUAUUGAGCAAGUUAUUAUUUCUGCUGUGUGAAAGUGACUGCAAUCCAUCUUGCACAUAAAUGCUUUUUAUGUUCAUGGUAGUUUAUCUGUGAAUGAUUAAGCUGCUGGUUAGGGAUUUAUGCUGCUUAGUUCUGCUAUUGACUUGCCAGCAGAGAAACCUUUUUCUUUUCUGCUCUGGAAGAUGCAUGUCUACCCAAGAUACCCAUAGUCAUGAUUUAUUGAAUGACUGUUGGGCCACAAUCCUGCUUCAGUGGGCUGUGCUUAAAUCUGUGUUGGAUUCGGACUGUGAGCUGUUAAAAUGACCCCAAUGUUAAGUAUACUUGUUGCUUGCUUCCCAUCCAGUGAGGCAGAUGGCAGCGCAAUGUGUAACAAAGGUGGAGCUAACCAUCUCUUGCAGCAACCUCCUGGAUAAAGAUGUCGGCUCCAAGUCAGACCCAUUGUGUGUGCUGCUUCAGCACACAAGUGGACAACAGUGGUAUGAGGUACAGUAAGUUGAUACUUAAUUAAAUAUUUCUAAUAAAGUUUCUUUUCUGGCUAUUAGCUCUUUGUUUUAAUUUGGUCUUUAGAAACAUCAAGUUCUGGGAUGUAAAAGUGAGUUUUAUUUCUUUGAAACAUCAUGUGAUGCUCUCCCCACCACCACCCAAUGUCUUAUACACAGGUUGAUCGCACAGAAAGAAUCAAGAACUGUUUGGACCCCAGGUUUUCCAAGAGAUUCCUAAUUGAUUACUAUUUUGAGCUGGUGCAGAAACUCAAAUUUGGGAUUUUUGACAUUGACAAUACAACUGUUGAUCUGAGUGAUGAUGACUUCUUAGGAGAAUUUGAAUGCACACUGGGGCAGGUAGGUGUAAAUAAUAUUCUCUCACUUUCAGAGAGUUUUAUUGGUUGCUUCAUUUACAGUUCAUUUGGUUCUGCCCUGAGAAAUGUCAUUUGACCUGAAACCUCAUUCAUGCUGGUAUUGUUCCUUCACCCAGCAAAACCAAGAAAAGGUCAAAGCGGGAACAAUAGCAUGUUACAGGUUCCCAUUUUGUAAGUUCUGCUUUUCAAUAAGAAUUGAAAUAGUAAAUUGUCUUCCUUUUAUAGGCAGUUUAUCUAAUGUUAUGUCAAAUGCUAUUGUUACAGGAACUAAUCUCUGUGGUUUAUCAUUCCUUGUUGCCUUAUGCCUAUGGAUAGACUGAUUCCCUGAACAUAAAAUCAGAUUUGUGUAAACCAGUUUCCUAUUGCAGGUAAAUUGGGAAACCAGUCAGAUUCUGGCUACUUAACCAAGAUUAAUUCUCCGUUUUCUAGUUACGAUGUAACUGGUAACUGGUUUAAACAAACCAUGAUAGAAGUAACAAAGGGGAGGGGUGACUGUGUGAGCAAUUUGGGUUGGACGUAUCUUAAGAGUCCAUAUGUAUAAAAUUAUUACAUGUGCAAAAGCAGUAAAAAUUUUUUUGUUAAAAAUAAACCCUGUCAUCUUAUGCUCUGCCUUGAUUGCUGAGAUCUGUUGAUGGGGCACCUUUGGUGGUUCCCUUCCAUUCAGCCAGCCUUUACCAGGGGCUAAACCUUUAGCUUGACAUGCCCUGCCCUGUGAAUUCCUUCUUAACCCUUUUUAACCCUGAGACUCUUCACCAACCAGAUCUUAAUAAUGUGUUUUGUGUUUUUAUUGAAAUAUACCUUUAGUUUAUACUAUGCCUUUUCAUAUUUUAUAUGAACUUGUGGUUUAUAAAAAUUUGUAAAAAUAAAAAUUAAUGCAUGGGUCGAUGCCAGUUAUCAGUUAAAUAAACCAUAGCAUAUUACUCAAAUAAUUGCAUCUGAACUGGCCUGUUGUGUUACUGUUUUUUCUAGUCAUCUGCUAAGAGCUUUGACUAAGUCACCAUUUAUGGAAUUCUGUAGACAAGGUAAAUUCUUAAUCUGUUGAGUUUCUGGAUAUUUCUGUAUUUUUACAGAUUGUUUCUAGCAAAACGCUCACCCGGCCACUACUCUUGAAAAAUGGCAGACCUGCAGGAAAAGGAAAAAUAACGGUAUGAAAACACAAGUGGUUUUUCCCCCUUCUGGUAUUUCGCUGUGGACAAAGAUUUUGAUGACCCAGGGAAACAUGAAUUUAGUCAAAACAAAAUUUAAGUGUGCUGAAAUUCUGUGGAAAUUAAUGAGAUGCAUGUUGGGAUCCUAUGCACUUUCUAGGAAAUAAGUGAAUUGAUUAAGACCUAUUUUAAUUAUUUUAGGUUUUUCCCCAUACAAUUUCCCCUUUAAAUUUCAUUGCCAGAAGGCAGGGGCUAGUUUUAAUUUAAAAACCAAUUACAUGCCUAGUUCUGCAUCUUUCAGAUUUUAUCUCUCAAACAGCAGCCUCACAUGCAACCUGGAGAAAUUGAAAACUGACUGAAAUCUUUCAAAGCAGGUUGUUCAUGGCAUUAUGAGUCUGUUGUGGCCAACCCUUCAAUGUUCUAAAAUGGGAGAAAGGAGCAUCUUCUUAUUACUAUAAAACUAUUCUUUUUUUAUAGCUGUGAACAUGUUCUUACUGCUUUUGAAAAUAAUAGAAAAAUAAUAGAAAUAUAAUUUUUACUUCAAAUUUUACUACACUCCAUUUGUCAUACGUUUCAUUCUACUGCCCAUAAAAGAACUCUAUGACAUACUUUAGAAUGCAGUAUCUUAUCAUGGUGAAUGUUGUCUUUGUGUGCUUACUUAGAUUACUGCUGAAGAAGUAAAGGAUAAUCGGGUUGUCAUGUUUGAAGUUGAAGCAAGGAAACUGGACAACAAGGUACUUCAAGGUUGCAAUUCUAUACACAUUUAUCUGGGGUUAAAUCAUAUUGAGCAAUGGGCAAAAUCCAACUUUGUCCUCCUACCAAAUAAAAUUGACUUGUUUGUGCAACAGGAUUUGCUGUUUCUCUCCUUUUUCCUGCAACUCCUGAGCACCCCCCCAAUACCUGCUCUGGAUGAGUAGAUCCUGUUGUUUGAGAAAGAGAGGGAUAGAGAGAGAGCACUUCUACAGAAAUACUUAACCACUACCAUUCUUCUGACUGGAGUUGCAAAGAUUUGCAUUCACUGAAUUUCCCAAGGAAGGAUUAAUAAUCUGAAUGCAACCAUGCAUGUAUGUGCAGCGCUGGUGGAAAAGAGGAAGUGAACUGCAUGUUUGUACUUGGCAUAUAGGUGGUGUCUGUUUUGAACAGGAAGUAAUGUAGUGCAAAGUUUAUUUAAAGGACUUUCACCCCAUUAUUUAGCUGAAAAAACUCCAAAGCAGCUUAUGAAUAUCAGUAAUAAAAUAGUCCAGGCUCUCAUUUUUACAAUCUAAAAGUCAUGACACACAAGGAAAAAGGGAAGAAGAAAAAAAAAGUAGAGACAUCAGUUCUUAAAGUUACUGUUCUUAUAAUGACCAGCCAGGAUGGCAGCAAUUCAGUUAGCAUAAUGGAAUGGUUUCUGUUAGGUGACAGUUGAAGGCAGGGCCAGAGGCAGGUGCACUAUCUACAAAACCAAUGGAAUUAGCCCUGCUUUUCUUCUUUCUGCUCUGCAGCCUGACGUUUGCAAAAAAAACAACAACCCCCAUCCUCUAAAGACAAUUUUGAAGCAAUAGCCUAUAUUUUAAUUGCAGGAUUUCUUUGGAAAAUCUGAUCCUUAUUUGGAGUUCCACAAGCAGACUUCUGAAGGAAACUGGGUGAUGGUGCACAGAACAGAAGUAAGGUGGUUCUCAUUCUUUUAUGAAGUGGGCUGAUUUGACUCAUUGCCUAUUUUAAUACUUUUAGUUCUGUUUUUGUGAGGUACUACUGGUUUCUAUAACUAUAGUAGAAAGAAAUUUGAAAGCUACUGUAUCAGGCAGCAUCCUAUCCUACUGUGAUAGGAUAGGAUUAGCGAUAGUUGUUGGAACAGCCAAAGUUAUAAAAAGAUAGUUAAUGCAAAAAACCCACAACCUUAAUAAUAUUUUAACCAUUAUUAUUUUGUAUUUAUUUAGGUUAUUAAAAAUAACUUGAAUCCCGUAUGGAGGCCAUUUAAAAUCUCUCUCAACUCUUUGUGUUACGGAGAUAUGGAUAAAACGAUCAAGGUAAUGUAUAAAGGAUGAGGAAGUAGAAUGAGUAUUUAAAACUAAACGUGAGGACAGGAUCACACUUCAAAACGACCUUGACAGAUUAGAGAACUGGGCAAAAACAAACAAGAUGAAUUUUAACAGGGAGAAAUGUAAAGUAUUGCACUUGGGCAAAAAAAAUGAGAGGCACAAAUACAAGAUGGGUGACACCUGGCUUGAGAGCAGUACAUGUGAAAAGGAUCUAGGAGUCUUGAUUGACCACAAACUUGACAUGAGCCAACAGUGUGACGCGGCAGCUAAAAAGCCAAUGCAAUUCUGGGCUGCAUCAAUAGGAGUAUAGCAUCUAGAUCAAGGGAAGUAAUAGUGCCACUGUAUUCUGCUCUGAUCAGACCUCACCUGGAGUACUGUGUCCAGUUCUGGGCACCACAGUUCAAGAAGGACACUGACAAACUGGAACGUGUCCAGAGGAGGGCAACCAAAAUGGUCAAGGCCUGGAAACGAUGCCUUAUGAGGAACGGCUAAGGGAGCUGGGCAUGUUUAGCCUGGAGAAGAGGAGGUUAAGGGGUGAUAUGAUAGCCAUGUUCAAAUAUAUAAAAGGAUGUCACAUAGAGGAGGGAGAAAGGUUGUUUUCUGCUGCUCCAGAGAAGCGGACACGGAGCAAUGGAUCCAAACUACAAGAAUGAAGAUUCCACCUAAACAUUAGGAAGAACUUCCUGACAGUAAGAGCUGUUCGACAGUGGAAUUUGCUGCCAAGGAGUGUGGUGGAGUCUCCUUCUUUGGAGGUCUUUAAGCAGAGGCUUGACAACCAUAUGCCAGGAGUGCUCUGAUGGUGUUUCCUGCUUGGCAGGGGGUUGGACUCGAUGGCCCUUGUGGUCUCUUCCAACUCUAUGAUUCUAUGUGAGCCUGGUUCACAUGCCAUACUAAGCCCAAACAUUGUUUAUUAUUGGCUACAGUCCAUGGUUAGUGAGGAGACUGCUUAAACUUAAGUCCUGGUUCAGAUAACAUGCCAAGUCUAAGCUUGCCUUAGCUCAGUCGCAGCAAAAAAGUUUGGAGAGGAGCAGAGCAGCUAUGAGUAUUCUUGCUAAGUCAACAUUUGACUUAGCAUGUCAUGUGAACAGACUCAAAAACUAUUUUUUAAAAAUCUGUUCAGGGCCGGAUUCAUCUACCCAGUCCUUCUAGUGGAAGAUAGCCCAAGGACUUCUGAUAGAACAACAGGGCCUUUCCCACCCUCUCUUCUCUCCCUGUGCCCUUGGGCCUCUCCCAAAUCUGCUCUGGAGGGUCAGGAAAAAACCCCAGAACAGGAUCCAGGGAGAGGAGAGGGAAAACCAUUCUGUCAGGCAAGCAGAAAUACUUGCGCUGAUAGAAUGAUUCCCUAAGUUCCAUGUUGAAUUUCACCCUCAGUAUUUACAAUUACAUUUUUGUGGGUUAUAUGGGCUACAAGUGAGCUGUCGGUAUGAUCCUUUUCUGAAAAUGUAGACGUUUGUUGGCAGUAGCAGAAAUAGCAGCUACUGGGUGUUUGAAUACCGUGAUGUGGAGAGAAUAUACCUGAGCUGUUAAAUGGGACUUCCUUCUUUUUUGUUUAAACACAUUGCAUACACUUAACAUGCUUCUCUAAAGAUCAAAUAUCUUACUGGACUACAGAAUUCUAUAGAAUGGGUGUGGUGCCUGUAAAGUAAAUUGUUUAACUAAGCUUUAAGAAGCAUUCUUAAAGCUGUGUAUUACCCAGCAUUCAUAGCUUCAUUAAAUCUAGAGUUAGCACUGUGUUUGUAACCCAAGAGUCGCCUAAUAAUACUUUAAGCUGUAGUUUGUCCUUGUUUGUUUCCUUUUGCCUUUAUUAUGAUAAUCUUUUCCUCUCUUUAACUUGCAUUGAUGAAGGGUGUUUUCUUCAGCUCAUUAAUGCUCAUUUCAUCAUGACUUGGUAACCGGUCCCACAGCAAUCUUGUAGAGUCACCAGAUCUCAAGCCCUGAUCUUGUAAAAGGUGUGCAUGUCUGGAGUGUAGCUGAUGCACUUAGCCCCCUGCCCCACCCCCACCCCACCCUCCACUUGCCAUCCUGGGUGCAUAUCAAGGACAUAGGAAGACUUUGGAUCCCAAGCCACCUACAGAACUCCCUUUUAAUUCACCUUAUCUGCUGUCAUCAGUCUUCUCCACGUCAGCUUGCAAACUUAGGCUUUUGGUCUCUAUGCCCAUAGAGAGGGUGAUCUGCAAAACAAACUGGCCUCUUGGACCUCACCCCCACCCCACCCCACCCCGGCCAAAGGAUUGCCCCUUCAUUGAUAUGUUCACCAUCUAUUCUCAUAAUGAUAAAAACACUGCUAGUUUGUUUCUGUAUGUUUCUAUAUGUAAUGAUUAUGUUUUGUAUUCUAAUUCUAAUUCUGUAGCAAAGUAAAUUUCAACCCCUGCUGGUUUAUUUUUGCCCCUUCAUGAGCUAAAAUGCAGUUUUCUAAUAAACUGUUUUAACUUUUUUGGUGCAAACGGAAUACAGAAAAACCUCAUAUGCAUGCAGGUCUGUGCCAUUGUAAUCAAAAUCUGGCCUGCCAUGUUACAUCUUCCUGAGGAAAUAGAAAAAGGUGAAAUAGAGUCUUGCAACCUUGUGGAAACAGUUUAAAAUGAAACUUCUUUGCUGUAAUGAAUAAGGGAAAACAUUUUAUACUGUAAUGACUAAUUACACAAUUCUUUAAUACUUUAUGCACACAGUGUCUUAUGUAACUGGCUAUUUAAUUGUAGUAAGUAAAAACAUUUUUCAAGCUCUACCCAUCACAAAUGCCUUUCUCUGUGUUAAAAUGGCUGUUUGUGUAUUCAGUUAUAAUACACAAACAACUUGCUUUGAUAUCUCAUUACAUUUCCUCCUGAAGUGUGUGUGUUGAAGUGAGUCAUUGAAGGCUUCUCUUACUAGGAGCAGGCAUGUAGUCAUUCAUUAGUUCUGUUGUGGGUGGGAAAUGUGAAUAUCUCACAAAAACAAGUGCAAGCUUGAGAAGGCUGUAUCAACUGUUAGUAUAUUGGGUUAAACAUCAACUUGUUAAUAAGAUGAAAUAUAGCUAUAGUAAUGCAAAAUUUGGCAAAGUUCUUAAGAGCUCAUACUAAAAGAUAAGUUUUUGGUCUUAUUCCUUACCCUUGAAUUCAGUUUUACUCUAAUUCUAUGUGCUGUCAUUACAUGAAAAUCUGUUUCACAGAUUCUCCUUGGUCAUAGCAGUGUCUGCAUGCUGUUUGCACUGAUGGAGAGUGCAUGUGCAUGUGUGUUAACCUAAUAUGGUGAUGCUCUUGCCAUACUUGAGUAGGAGUGGCAAUGGGCCCAAGGAACAUCAGUGUGAGGUAUAAUUAAAAGUAACUAGAAUUGUUUAAAAUAAAUGUGAAAUACACAUUGUACACAUAAGUGGCAUUUGAAGUUGGAGCCAUAAAACAAUUAUUACGCAUGCUUCGUAUUUUCAGUGAAACUACAGUUUUGGCUCUGUAGGUCACUGUUGCUGCGUUUUAGUCUUGCCUGCCUAAUUAUCUUGAGACUAAUACUCAGAAGUGGCAAAAGCCUGAAGCACACGAUUUCUUCUCUUUUGCUCUGUUAAAUUACAUGGUGUGUCAGUGCUGUAACCACAACAUACUGGGUUAACAAAGAAUGCUUCUUUUUUAGGUUGAGUGCUAUGAUUAUGACAGUGAUGGGUCCCAUGAUCUCAUAGGGACCUUUCAGACCACACUAUCAAAACUGAAGGAAGCGUCGCGACAUUCACCAGUAAGUUCUUUUACUUCCCUCUCUACCUCACUGGUAGCCUUAGGCAAUCCACUUUCUCUUCUCUACAGGCCCUUCCUUAUUUAUUAGAGUUUUUAUGCAUGGCCUUCCUUCAGAUCAGAGUAUUCGAUGGAUUACAGCACAACAUACAGCUUUAAUAAUAAUACUAUAAAAUAGAACACAGAUUCAUACAACUUGUAAAAACAACAACACUAGGUCUUAACUCCAAUCUGUACCAUCAGGUUUCACGGUCCUACCUGCUGCACAAGGUGGUGGGACCAUGAACAAGGACUCUCUUCAGCUGAUCUUAAGGUUUAGGGUGGCAAGUGUUGGGAAAGGUGUUCCAUAAAGCUUCUGUACUCCAAGUUUAGUGUUUCAUUGUAGUGCCUUCAGAAUCAGAGUGACAUGAUCCUAUAUGGUUGUAUCUGAUAACAGGCUGCAGCAGUUGCAGCUUCUGAACAACUUUUAAGGGAAACUGUGCAAAUCCACAUUGCAGGAGACAUCUGAAGGCAUCCCUGUUUAGGGAAGCUUUUAAUGUUUAACACGUUAUUGUAUUUUGGUGUUCUGUUGGAAGCUGCCCAGAGUGGCUGGGGAAACCCAGCCAGAUGGGCAGGGUAUAAAUAAUAAAUUAUUAUUAUUAUUAUUAUUAUUAUUAUUAUUAUUAUUAUUAUUAUUAUUAUUAUUAUUUUAUUUUAUUAUUUUAUUAUAUUAAGUAAUACAUGCACAGCUCCCUUCCCCUCUCUUUUAGCACAGCUUUAGGGAAGGAAACACAAGUUUUGGUUUGUUUUGAACUAACCACAUAGUUGUGAUUAAUGUCUGAACCUGAACAAAUUAUAGAUCAACUAUGUUUUGAAGUUGACUUGUUUUCCUAAAGCAUAAAAAAGGUAAAGGUAAACGACCCCUGACAGUUAAGUCCAGUCACAGACAACUCUGGGGCUGUGGCGCUCAUCUCGCUUUACAGGCCGAGGGAGCCGCAUUUGUCUGCAAACAGUUUUUCAGGGUCCUAUGGCCAGCAUGACUAAGCUGCUUCUGGCGAAACCAGAGCAGCGCACAGAAACAGUGUUUACCUUCCUGCCAGAGCAGUACCUAUUUAUCUACUUGUACUUUUUGGCGUGCUUUCGAACUUCUAGUUUGGCAGGAGCUGGGACUGAUCAACGGGAGCUCACGUGGGGAUUCGAACAGCCGGCCUUCUGAUCGGCAAGCCCAAGAGGCUCAGUGGUUUAGACCAUAGCGCCACCUGCAUCCCACUCCUAAAACAUACUUAAGAAUAAACAUGCACAGCAUCAAACUGUGACUGGUAGACAAAAAGCUUCUGCUUACUUCCUUGCAGUUGUGCUGGAGAGAAAGUGGGGAACUUACAAGCUGUUUUUUCAUAACACUAAGCCAUUCCUUGCUGCAAAUAGACCAAAUCUAGAAGUGGCAGAAUGUAAUAUUGCUAAAGGGUCCCAGACUAUCUCAGGUUCUGUAAACUUUGAAGUAAGUAUGCUUAGGAUAUCAGUCUUAAUAUGUGCAAUUUUUGCCCUGCUGCUGUUUUGUAGGCUGAAUUUGAAUGCAUCAAUGAGAAGAAGAGGCAAAAGAAGAAAAGCUACAGAAAUUCAGGCAUUGUGAGUGUUAAACAUUGUGAGGUCAGUAUCAAAUUUUUUCUCAUUCAGUUGUUAAGUUUACAGCAGUAAUAAUCACAUUUGACAUUGUAUCAUCCCAGCAUAAAGGCAUGGGCCGCAGUCUUGAGAAAAUGAGGCAUCCAUAGAUAUCCACUGGGAUUUAGACAGCUAACUGUACUUAAAAUAUGUCUCUGGAUUGUUCCAUUAGUCAGGGCAAGGGUGUUAAACUUCUAAAUACUAAAUAGAAUAAAGUAGUACUGCUUGCCAAUGCUCUUUUUAUUUUUAACAAAUCUACAAUCCGUCAAUAUAGAAUUACUUUAAAUAGCCAAAAGUUGAUGCAUAGUACAGUGGACCCUCGGGUUAUGUUACCUUCAGGUAACAUAAUCUUCGGGUUGCAAACACGGCAACCCCGGAAGUGGGUUUGUCGCUUGCGCAUGAGCAGAAGCAGUCCUUCGGUUAUUAAAUCUUCAGGAUACAACAAGGCCUCCGGAACGGAUCCUGUUAGUAACAGGAGGUACCACUGUAGUACAAAUAAUAGGUCUUAUUGAUCCCUGCACAACAUAGGAACAGAUACUUUUAUUGCAUUGUGUUUUGUAUUGUGAACAACUGGUAUCAUUUAGAGGAAGAGCUGUGUAUAUACAUAUAUUUUUAAUGAAACCACUUGAGAAGUGUUUCUCAGCAUGCUCAUGCAAAAGCACACAGCCACUUCCUUUAGUGUGCUCAGUCCUGGGCCAGUAUCAUAUGCCCACCUAUUCCCUCCCUCUUCACUCUGUCAAGAAAUACAAGCUCUGAGUUCACUGUAUGUGUGAGUAUACACACUCUGUAAUGCUAAAACAAGAUUCUUUAAAAGCAAAACUAAGUUCUGCAGAACUGGUCUUGGCCGUUCAGUAGGAGAAGAUGAGAGUGGGGAGUUUGUUUUCUCAGUGCUUAAUUCAAACGCAUUGAAGCUCAUCUGCAUAGCACUGAAUCAUGAUCUAGAAGUAUAUGGAAACACAACCUGACUGGGCAGGUGGACAGACCAUUAUGUCCUGUGUUGUCAGGAUUUUUUCAUGCACGGUGCUGCAUCUGCAGCGGACUUCUAUUGAACUGUGGUUGUCUGCCUCAAUCAUCUAGCUUGUAUAUUAAGUCCAUCUCUUCAUUAACAUUAUUGCCACUUCUGCCAUCAUUGCAAAUCUUUUUUCCUCUCUCUCUCCUCUGCCCCCCUACGCCAAGUUGAAAACCCAUGCUGAUGGCUAAAGGGCUCAGCAUUGACUGUAGGGGUGUCACUGUGUUCUGAAACCAAACCAAUUACCGUAUUUUUUGCUCUAUAAGACUCACUUUUUCCCUCCUAAAAAGUAAGGGGAAAUAUGUGUGCAUCAUAUGGAGCAAAUGCAGGCUGCGCAACUAUCCCAGAAGCCAGAACAGCAAGAGGAAUUGCUGCUUUCACUGCGCAGCGAUCCCCCUUGCUGUUUUGGCUUCUGAGAUUCAGAAUAUUUUUUUCUUGUUUUCCUCCUCCAAAAACUAGGUGCGUCGGUAAUUGCCUUAUCCUAAUAGGUCUAUGUUCCUGAGUGUAUCACUGAGUGCUUUGAUGAUUGAUUUUUUUUGCAGAUUAUAAUGGAGUGUACUUUCCUUGACUACAUCAUGGGAGGGUGCCAGCUGAAUUUUACUGUAAGUAAGCUGUAGCUCAGCUCUUUUAAGAGAAGAAAGGGGACCAAAUCCGCUUGAGAAUAAUCGUGUGGGGUUGUCGCACCAGAACCAAAGACUGGAUUAUAAUAAAGAUCCUAACCAGAACUAGCUGCGAUAUGAACCGUUGGCUUGAAAGCUACUAAGCACUGUGGGUGAGGAAGCAUAUAGAACAUGCAUGGUGUGGAAUAUGUUGGUGCUUCCCUCCUAAUGGGGGAGGGAAGUUGAGGUAUAGGAGGCUUGCAGUCAAGGAGGAUCUGUACAUUAGAAAAGUAAAAAAAAGAAUACCUGAUUUGUGUGAAAACUGUUGGUUAGGAUCAGGAGUUGCUGUAAAUCCCCACAGGAGCAGGAGCUAGAGCAGGAGUGGGCAACUCUAGAUCCUUAUUUAGUAUGGCUUUUUAAAUUCUGCCAUCCUUUAAAAUAAAAAUAAUAAUAAAAAUAAAAAUAAUAACUAUAAUUAUAAUAAAAAAAUAAUAAUUUAUUUAUAUCCCGCCCUCCCCAGCUGAAGCCGGGCUCAGGGCGGCUAACAACAAUAAAACAGUACAACAGUACAACACAGCUCUCAUCCCCCCAUUCCUAUUUUAUCAUUGCAACAACUUCGUGAGAAAGGUUAGCCUGAUUUUCUAGGAAGGUGCUCCCAGUAAUUUUUAGGUUUAGAAGAGUGGCUGGAGGGAAGACUUAUUCAGUCAAAUGAGUAAUUGAGAUUUGUGCCACAGUAAUCAUGUUUCACUCAGCUUGGUCCAUUCUAUGCUUGUUUUGUCAGUUCAACAGCAAAACUAAAACUAAGUAAACUGCAUGCUUCCUCAGCCUUGAUGUCUCUCAGGUUCUCCCUGCCCAACCCAGUUUUUCAAAUAGUUGUUGUUAAGAUUACGAAUAUUAUUCUGCCUUUCACCCUGAGGUCCCAGGGCAGGUUACAACAGUUUAAAAUACAGCAUUAAAUACAAUUUAAAACAACUUAGGAUCAGAAAAAUAGGACAGGUCCUAAAAAUACAGCAGUGCUAGUACAAUUCUGAGCAGAAAGUAAUAUUCACAUCAGUGAUGUCUGUACCUUUCGACAGGUUGGCAUUGACUUUACUGGCUCGAAUGGAGAUCCUCGCUCCCCAAAUUCCCUACAUUACAUCAGCCCUAAUGGCGUGAAUGAAUACCUGACUGCCAUUUGGUCUGUUGGGAUGGUCAUUCAGGACUACGAUACGUAAGUUUCUCUGCUAGUCUUGUUCUCAAUGUGCUUUUGUAUAUUAAAAUUAAAGCACACACAUUUAGAAUUAUGACAUAACUCAGAACUUGUGACAUACACACACACACACACACACACACACAUAAAAUAACAGCUCCCCCCCCCCCAAAAAAAAAACCUGCUCAUUUUUCUCUCCAACUUGUCUAAUCCAGAAAGGUGGAGUUCUGGUUUCUUUUUGUCCUGACUUCGUUGAGAAAUGUAGAUGUGUUAGAACAGAAUGUGUCUCACUGGUAUAUUCUCUUGGUGAAGGGAAGUGCAAAUUUUGUCUAGACUUAGCAGUUCAGUUCUAGCGUCUAAUGAAUUAGUAUCAUUAGAGUAAUUAUGUUGACAAUAUAUGAAGAUUGUACAGUGGUACCUCGGGUUACAUACGCUUGAGGUUACAGACUCCACUAACCCAGAAAUAUUACUUCAGGUUAAGAACUUUGCUUCAGGAUGAGAACAGAAAUCGUGCUCCAGCGACGUGGCGGCAGCGGGAGGCCCCAUUAGCUAAAGUGGUGCUUCAGGUUAAGAACAGUUUCAGGUUAAGAACCGACCUCCAGAAUGAAUUGCGUACUUAACCCGAGGUACCACUGUACUACAGAUCCUGCUCUGAAUGGAUUGUGUUUUAUUUUGCAGAUAGUUGAUGGUACUGUUUCGUCACGUUUUACAAAUCACCAGUGUAGCUGGCUGAUUUAAUUGGUUUUGUCUUUCAGCUCACCUAGAAAGCCUUUCCAAAGGGUCAGGGGAUCCCUCUUGGAAAAAGGGGGUCUGCUGGGGAGAGAUGGGGAUGGGAAAUUUUCCCUCAGGGAACUUUGCGUUCAUGAAAGUGACUUUAGCAUUUAAUAGCAGUGCAAGCAAGAGAUUUAUGCUUUUAUUUUGUGAAAGAAUGUAGAACAGUGACUUGUUUAUAAUGGUUUGCUCUAAAUUGCUUUUAUAGAGAUAAGAUGUUCCCAGCUUUUGGGUUUGGAGCUCAGAUUCCUCCCUCUUACCAGGUAAGGUGAAACAGUUUUGUAAAAAAAAAACCCAAAGCCUGCCUGAUUAGAAAUGGACCUAUAAAAUAAUUGGAACAUCUUCCAUAUAUUUACAGGUGUCGCAUGAGUUUCCAUUAAACUUUAACCCAUCAAACCCAUUCUGCAGUGGUAAGUUUGAAAAAAAUUAAGUUACGGAUGUUUAAAAAUGUCCUGGCAUUUCUAGGUUUAUUGUACGUCAGAGCAAGGAGACAAUAGCUCAGUUUGUAGGUUUUUGAACUAGCACCAUUAUUUUUUAAAUUUGCUAUAUUUAUAUAAGGCUGUCAGGGGGCACACAAUCAUUAAAUGCUAAAAUACAAUAUCCUAAAAUGACAAUAUCACAAGUAACAACUUGUGUCCUAAAAAUUCCCAGCAGAGAGAAUAAAAUCAGGUAACUAAAAAGUUACACAGCGCAUAAACAGUGGUUCGUUAACAUUGUAUAAUUGAAAGAAAUGUCAACUGGAAGAAAUAAAUCUGAUCAAAGCUGUCAGGUCUUAACCCAAAAUGAAGAUAGGGGAAGAUAUUAUUUAUUAAAAUUGUCACAUAAAUGAGAGGCCUGGGUAGGUUACAGUUUCUUCCCAAGUUUCAUUCUGUCUAAUUAGUACUUGUGGAAGAAAGAAUUGAAAUGAGUGUGUGUUUACUACCCACUGCAAGCACUUGAAGUUAAUAGUAAUUCUGUUCUCUCUGUGCUGCUAUGUUUGAGGCCAUACUUGCUAAUCUGAAAGGAACCUCCUCUAAGAGAGGUACUGUCCGUUUAGCCUCAAAGAUCCCAAGUCUUAAUUACUGUCCUGUAAACCUCAGCAUCCCCCACCCCCUGCCCCAUCACCACACUAUUGGAAUCUUAAGUUUUAUACGCUAUUCUGCUAGCUAGGCCAAUUACCCAUACAUGCCUGAGAUAAGCAGCAGUAUGGGGCUGUGAAUCUGACAAAUCCUUCCAUAAGGACACCCUUUCAUUUAUGUAUCUAUAUAUGCUUACUGAAACUUCAGUACACUAGAGUGUCAUUAAAGCUGUGGAAGAGAUGCUAAUAUUGAAAUGUAGUGAAGAAUGUUUACUUAACUUCCCCAGGAAUCCAAGGCAUUGUGGAUGCAUACCGGGCCUGUCUUCCUCAAGUAAGAUUGUAUGGGCCCACCAACUUUUCUCCAAUAAUAAAUCAUGUGGCUAGGUUUGCUGCUGCAGCUACACAGCAAAAAACAGCUUCUGUAAGUCCUUUGUAAUUUCUAAAUGAGCAUGCUCUUACUCAUCUAUUAUUGGAGGGAAAUCCAACCCCGCUCCCCGGACAUUGAUGGUGGGGGAGAUACCAUUUAGGUGUCUGUCUGCUCAGAGAGAGGAGCACUACUAAUGUGGAGGUGGGGAGGGUAGCAAGCAGCAAGCCCUGAAAAGGGGUGUUUGGGAGUGGUGCACCAGUGGCUUUGGAGUUAGUGGGUUCAAGUCCUGAGGAUUCCCUGAGGGGCCAGACCCUUCAUGCAGGGAGGGGAGGCUAUAUUGCUGAGCCUGAUGCCAAGUGUGGUGUUGGCAGCAAGAAUCUACUUUUGCACUCCUGGAUGAGAAGUAGGGUUGGUGACAAGCACAAAACGUGGGCAUUUAACAUGUCUGGACCCCUAUGGAGGAAACUUAAUUAAAUGUUUUGUUGUGGAAUCAAAGCUUCAACUUUAAGACAGCUUCAGUUUUAGGCACUGGUGGGGUCAGAUAAUUAUCUCCUGAGAGUUGAUAUAUCCAUAGAAUUGGCCUGGGAUUGUGUAAGAAUUGUUCCCCUCAUAAAGUCUUUGAGCCUUGAAUGAAUCUCAUUCUGUACCAACCUUUUCCUUUGAUAGAAGGGUGCCUCUAUAUCAGUGCCACCUGCGACUGUAUUUCAGGAGUUUAUUUCUGUUCUCAGUUUUAACAAGGUAUCCAAUUGUUCAACAGCAAUAUUUUGUGCUCCUGAUCAUCACUGAUGGGGUGAUAACAGACCUUGAUGAGACCAGAUCUGCCAUUGUUAACGCAGCUAAGCUUCCCAUGUCCAUUAUAAUUGUUGGUGUCGGAGGAGCUGAUUUCAGUGCCAUGGAAUUCCUUGACAGUGACAGUGGGGCUCUGAGGUCUCUUUCAGGAGAGGCUGCUAUUAGAGACAUCGUUCAAUUUGUGCCAUUUCGACAGUUCCAGAAUGUAAGUACUGUUUCUAAUUACACCCUUAAUGCUUGUUAGAUUAUAGCAGAAUGAUUCAGCCAGAAUCUUGGAGUUCUGAUGUGAGAUCCAAUAGCUUUGGCAUUUUUGGCUUACAAAGUUAACAAAAGAUCUGUGUGACUGCAGUUCAAGAAGAGCUAUGGAAAUCUCCCAGAAAGCCAGUUGCUGCUGGUCUAAAUACAUGUGAAUUAUCUUAUAUACACACACAAACAAGUAGGGUCUGAAGCUUUUUGCAUGAUGAGAUAUAAUGAGGAACGGGAAAGUAGAGGUUUUUUUAAUGACAGUGCUCCAGUAAAAAUUGUCUACCACUUAUAAACCAGUACAGAGUGCUCUGCUUGAGCAUCUUGGACUGUGAGUUGGUUGAGAGGAAAAGAAGACGCUUCAUGAACCAGUGUGAUAGCAGCUUUAUAUGUUCCUUCUUAGGUGGGACUGUACUGAGAAAUUUAUCAAUGACCAUUUCCUCUGGCAGUGUGAAAGUGAAGAAACCUGAGGCCAGAGGGCCUCCUGGGAUGUGCUGUGACCUUCAGCUGAUGAUUUGAUUGAGAUGUUUAGGAGACACCCAACUGCUAUAUGUAGCCUGCAUAUGAACCAGAUUGUUGCAGGACUGGCUGUGCAGCCUAACAAGCUUUGCAUAAAGACUUGGGACUUUAUGUAUCCGUUGCCCCUCCUGUGAGCAAAAUAAUUGAAAAACAAAAACAGGAUGAAAGAUUAUAAUUCUGGUCUCUGAAUAAUUGUUUGAUCUAAACAUGAUACUGUUAGUAACUGUGGCUGAGAAUCUACCCUAUUACAGAAGAAUUGAGUAAUUUGGCUAGUGCAUUUCAUGGAUAAAAGAAUAUUGUGUCCCAAAAGGAAGGGUAUUUUCCUUUUUUUAAAUGUAAGAAAGGCUCCUAUUACAGUCAAAUGAUAUGGAAGGCAAAGCUCAUCAGUUACCCCAGAGUGAAAUAAAAGGCAGACAUUUCCUCUUCCUAUUCAGACACACAGUCUAUUGUGUAAAUAUCAUUUCACUUAUAGCCAUUUUAUUUGUAGAAUAAAAUUGGAAAGCAAAAAUGCCUUUGCUUUCCAGAGAGCCCUUUUCUGAAGACCUGUUUGUGUGUGAAAUCUCAUAAUAGGUUUUCUGCACAUUUUAUGCUCCAUUUCCACUCCCUGCUGAAAAGCUGAAAUUAGGGCAUCAAUGUUCCUUACUUUUCAUUAUUUGUUUAGGCAAACUGCCGUAGGGCAAGGGGGGGGGAAUCCCUUACAUUCUAAUGCGCUGCCACUGUAGGUUGUACUUUAACUUGGUAGUUAAUAGUUUGCCUUUAUCACUCUGCAUGUAACAGGAUUCACUUACUAUAAACAGGCUCUGUUUUUCCUAGUAUCUCAUGCUUGGAACUUGAAAUGCCCUUGGAGGAGAAGUUCUGGUUAAGUAAUGCUUCAGGGAAAGGUUAGGGCUAUAUAGACUGGAAGAAAUUACAGUCAUUAACCAACCUCAGCAGCUUAAUUUUUAUGGCAUGUUAACUGCCCUGGCUAGUGGCAGUUUUUAUGGGCAUUACAUAAUGGUUAUUCUCCCUGGAUAUUCUUAUCUUAAGUUGAUCUGGUAACCAUCUUGUAGAUUAUCUAAAUUACAUUAAGCCAGCCAGCUUUUAUAGGUAUGAACUAGUCAAGUGGCUUAGGGGGUUUCAUAGUAAACGGUAAUGAAAUAAUAAAAUCCAGUGUGUCGUCCCAUACAGAUUAAUGGUGGGACCAAAUGGGCAAGUAAACCUUUGGCUGACAUUGUGUGGUGUGUGUUCAAGGAAAUGGCUUUUAAGUUGAUCUUCCCAAAUCAGCAGGGACUAGAUCGUGUGCUUUCUUUGCUUGACUUCCGAUGUUCACUCUGUUUCUCCUUUGAAUAAGGCUCCCAAAGAAGCGCUUGCUCAGAGUGUCCUGGCAGAGGUGCCUCAGCAAGUGGUGAACUACUUCAGCACAUUCAAGCUCCAGCCUCCAAACAACCCUGCAGCAAAGCAAGAUGGGAGCUGAGCAGCUGACCCCGAGUAUCCAGUUCCUUAUGUGGGGAAUGUCUUCACCACCUUCCUCUGCAGUGCCAACAGGCCAGGGUGGAUGACAGAACCUUUUGAUACAACACAUAAAAUGCAUAAACUGUUUCAGAUACUCCUUUCUUUCUUUUUUUGUUCUGGGUCGCCAAAGAUGCCAUUUUGCUUUAACAGUCAAUUGCAAGUGAGACUGAAAACUUUAUUUAGACUUAACAAAACUCUCAAACUAUGUACAUCUUCAGGAAGAACAUGCCAGUUUGCUUUUUUGCCAUGCCAUCACCCCUUUGGCUGCUUAUAGUGCGCAGGACAAAACACCGUGUGCCUCCAGCUACAGAGCUUUAGUGUGCCUUUGAAAGCAGUGCGCUGUACCCAUCUUGACUUCCUCCUUUAAGAGAGCCUUGGCUGCUCAAAGCUUGCAUAAGCUUAAUAUAAAAUGUUCAACCAUUUGCAGAGAAGCAUCAAGACCAGGGCAGAGUGUAAAGGUCUGUCUUCAUUCUCCCCUCACCCCCAAAUGACUAAUAUGUUGUCUUUCUUGGCCAUUUAUGAACAUUUGUAUCAUUAUGAAACAGUGAAAAGUGAGUAUAGAGUGAUACCUUGAAAUGAGCUAUAGUAAGACUUUCAGAUGUAAAUCAUGUUGGUUGUUUUUCAAAUCAAACAUCUCAUGUUUAUGCAAUGUUGCCAACAGUUGCAACACAGAAGAUAUAAAUUUAACAUGGUUUUCUUUGACUGUAUAUCAUACAGGCAUACCUUGGGUUACAGACACUUCAGGUUGCGUUUUUUUGGAUUCUGGACCGCCGAAACCCGGAAGUACCAGAAUGGGUUACUUCGGGUUUUGGCGGCCGUGCAUGUGUAGAAGCGCCAAAUUGCAACCGGUGCGCUCGCAGACAUGCUGCUGCGGGUUGCAAAUGUUCAUCCCGCACGUUCAUUCCGCACGUUCGCAACCCGAGCGUCCACUGUAUUACGAAGCUAGUUGACUUUUAGAGAAUCUGACUAGAAAGUAAUAGCAUGUGACUUGUUGUGGACUAAGAAGCCCAGUAUGUGCCAAUGAGGAAGGACCCUUCCUUGAUAGAGUAUUUUUCUCAAUUUUAUAGCUGUCUAUUGAGAGAGGUGUAUAUGCUACUGAACCUGUAUUCUUUUUUCACUUUAAUUUUUUACGCUGUCUUGGUUUAGCUAGUUCUAGGAUGCCUCUCAUUUGUGCUAGAGCACAGUUGGCCCAGAAUGAUUGAAUUUGUGUUGUUGUUUUUCCCUUUUGCACAAGAACUAAUUAGAUUAUUCUGUUCGUUCUUCACUGUUGCCUUUGGGGAAUCACUUACUUUUUUUAUUAACUUCUAGAGUGACAUAGAUUGGACUGAGGUGUCUGAAAAUGAUUGUGAAUUGUGUAGUAAGAAAAAGUGUGGGUCAGAUCCACAUCCUGUAAAUGAUUGUUCAGGGUCUAGAUGCACAUUAUUCCUCUGAGGCUGGAACCAUAUGCCUUCAGUCUCCAUGCUUUGCCUUGUGGUCAUGUUAAAACUCAAGGGUGUCAGAUUGAUGUUUAUUAUGUUCAAUCAAAUGUAUCUACUCUGGAUAAUCAAAAGUAGUGGUGUAUUUGGAAUUAUCAGCUGUUGCUGUGAUUGAAUGUUUUAUUCCUAUAGUGGAUAGACUACAUUGAACUGUCUCUUGUUCUCAGACCAUUGAUAACUUUUAUUUUUUGUUAUGUCGCCUUUUGCAAGUUUUUAUAUACAUCAUGGUUUCUCAUUUACUGGAUAGCAAAGCAAAACUGGAUUCAGGGUUGUUUUGAAAUUACUAUUUAGUGGAUUAUAGUCAACCUUGUAUUUGCUGUUUUUAAAGUCCAGAAGUUUUGAGGAUCACUAAAUUGAAAUUCAGUUAUUCUUCUUUCUCUGUGUGAAUCAAAUGCCCAUAUAACUGCAGCAGUAUUCUGUAGCAAAGUCUGGAAAAAAACCAUCCCUGUCUACUUUCGUUAAUGGUUCACACAUCUCAUUCCAAAGUGAAUGAGAAAACAGCAUCUUAUAUGGUUGCUAUUUCCCACAUGCAUUCCAGUCCAUUCAGUGUCUGUUCUGUACUGUGUAUUUCUCAUCUCAUAACAGGCCUUUAAUAGGUACAGUGUGGCUUGAAUCUGCCAAGUUUAUACUGUAAUGGACUUCCGGACCUAAAUAGGGGUGGACCAGAACUCAGUAUAUAUAUUAAAAAAAAUAUUCCAAAAGCAGCAUCCCCAGAAAUAUUAACAGUAUUUCCUUAAUGUCAAAGCUUAUUUUUAUCGCCUCCAUUUGUCUCUUCAGCAUGAGUUAUGCAUUAGCACCACCUUGUGGUGGAAGUUGAUCAUUAGCUGCUUUUGUAACGAAAGGAAUCUACUUUUCCUGUAUAUUUUCAAAGCAAAAUAUAGCUUUAUGAAGAAAGUAUCUUACGGUGUACGGUAUUUCUAUGCACAACACUAUUCCUUGUGUAAUACAGUUUCUUGUAUUUGAAGUUAGCUUCAGGUGUAACAUUAUCUUAAUGCCAUAUAACACAGUAUAUUAAACUCCACUUAUGCCCCUCAGCAAUUCUAAUGUCUUGUGUCAUCUUUUAAAGCUCUGAAUAUGCAUUUGCUGAUUAUUGUGGCUUUCACAGAAAAUAGAAAUAAUGUCCCUGCUUUGCGCUUUUAAGAAAUUAGCUUGUAUUCUAACUUUCCAAGAGCCUUCCCUCAUUCCUUUUCUCUCUGAAGCCUCCUGCCACCCCUUGAAAAUCUGCUCCUGAGUGUUGGGGGACCCUUACAAUGGGGCAGAAUAUGAUGCAAGAGGCUGUUGGGGCAAGAUUGGGGAACUGGUUGGAAAGCUACCAUUCUUGAAGGAGCAGCUUGGAAUCCAAGCCUUUCAGGGAUUUUUAACUACAUAAAUUACAAAUGUUUGUCUGUGAGAUAACAAAGUACAAAUCAGUGGUAGAGAAAACUGGAAUGAAGAGAGGGAAACAAGCAGACAACUAUGAAGUUUAGCAACAAUAUUUCAUAAUGAACAGUCCUGUGUUCCUGUAGAUCAGCGAUUUUCAAACUUGUGGUCUGGCACUAAACUGACAACAACCUUUUUUUCUCUGAAAAAGAUUUUGGGGUCUUUAUGCUAACUUUAGUUUCUUCAGAAUGAAAGAAGAGGGGUUGACAUAGAAGCCCAAUAGGGGGUGGGGCUGUCAGCGGCGGAGCAAGCCGAUCAGGCGCCUGGGGUGGCGCAUGUGCCCUGCACCCAGGGGUGGGGCCACCCGGGGCAGGACACUCCGUGGGGCCUCCAAGGAGUCUGCCUGCAUCCUCCCCUCAGUCGCCCUACAGCUGAGGGGGAGUCAGCAGGCAGACUGGGGCAGCGCGAAGCCUGCAGGCGCCCAAGCCACCACAUCACUCCGUCACAACUUUCUUGUGCUAAGAGCAGGGUAAAUACGCCUUAAAUGAAUAAAUCUGCAGGGGGGAAAACUUUGGUCCUGGAGAGCCAGCUUCAGUCAGAACAGAUAGAAGACAUCUACUUUAAUUUAAAUCAGGAUGAACAUAUGGAGUGGGUAUCCAGAUUUCUUUGUCUGGUUAAUAGUCCAGUGGGAAGCCCACUCUAUGGCUGUUCCUCAACCAUGUUUUACUUUCUUUAUGCAAAAAUUUCAUUAGGAGUAGCUGCAAGUUCAGUCGUCUUAAAAAUGUUCUUCUUAGCCUAGUUCCAGAAAUAAUUACCCCCAAAAGGCAUGGGUUACUUCUCUCUGGAGAACAGAACCACAGGGUCCUAAUGAUAAGAGGAGAGAAAUCAAAAUUUGCUAAUAUGCUAAUAUCUCUGCAGCAACCUUUUCUGAAUUUUUGCUCUGCCACAGAUAUUUUAAUACUUUGGAGCAAAUGUGAAGCACAAGGGUUAACUGAUGUCCUCUUGCUGGGCUCCUUUCCCUAAUCUGAUGACAUUAGAACAGAAAAAGGCUCAUAAAGCAGCAGAUUGGGUUUAAAACAGCUCAGUUAGGUAGGAGCUGACCUUUCUGCCAACAGUGGUUUAUUAGCCGAGGAGAGGAAGAAAUGGGCCUGUUACUCUGGAGGCUUGCUGCUCUAAAUGAAAUAGUGAAACAGGUUGGAGGGCCAUAAGGAAAGAACUCUACUGGGGAGAACCUAUUAUGAGCUCUCAUACCCAUCUUGUUGCUCUCCAAGGGCUGUGUAAUACUCCACAAAAGCAGAGCUGCUUCUUAGGAUGUAGGAGACAAUUUCAAUAGCAGCGAACCAGCCAGAGAGCUUUUUCCUCUACUGUCAAGCAAACCUGUUCCCCAUCAAACUUGUCUCAGCCGGGGCGGGGUGGGGGUGGGGAUAAUUUGGCCCAAGAUGGCAGUCCCAAUGAAGAAAGGCCUUCCAAAAGGCCAUUUUCUCCAGCUGAGGCGCAGAAGGGAGAGGCCCUAUGUUUUUUAUACUAAGAUAGGUGUGAGGAACCCGUAUAGAUGCAAACUGGGGGGGGGGGGCUGACUAAUUUCAGUAGAAACAUGUAUCUAAAAAUAAGCAGAUUUGGUCCUGUAAAACUGAAUUGGGCACCCAGAACUGGGUACAAUGCACAGCAAGAGGAUCCACCAGUUAUACUUUAUCCCUCACUUUGACUUCAACAGUAAGAAUAUCUCCUUCUCCUGGGGUGCUGGAAGGAGUCAUGCUAAUGAUAAGGGACUGGUUAGUGGUUCCUCUGAGCAAACUUGGUUUAGGAGGAGCCGGUGGUGUUGGCUGGCUGCUGGGAGCUGGUUCUUCCUUAUGGGCAGAUGGUUCCACUUGCAUCUGUGGCUCUUUGGCCUCUGGAGGCUGUGUUGGGUUUAUUUCUGUAGGUUUGGUUUCAGGCUUGGCUUUUUCUUUUUUGUCUCUUUCUGCCUUUCGUUCCUUUUCUUUCUUUGCUUGUUCCUCCUUUCCUUUCCUUUCUUGUUCCUCCUUUUCUUUCCUUGCUUGUUCCUCCUUUUCUUUCCUUGCUUGUUCUUCCCUUUCUUUUUCCUCCUGAAACAAAAACAGUUAAAUAUUAACUUCUCUUUUCCUUUUCCGCCUUUUCUCGUUCUUCUUUUUCUUUCUUUGCUUGUUCUUCCUUUUCUUUUUCCUCCUGUAACAAAAACAAUUAAAUGUUGUUAAAGAAGGAUGCUUGACAGGAAAUUAAGAUCACACCUAAGAGCUCUCUGCAUAGUAGGUGAGUACAAUCCAUCAAGCACAGCUAAAGGGAUACCCACAUUGAUUUCAGAGCGGCUUGACAUUGUCUUUGAAGGUCUAUAAAUGUUCUACUGAGAUUAGUGGAGUCUGCAUCAGUCACAUGAUGUAGCGAUGCAAGACAGGGCCUUCUUUGUGAUGGCACCUCAACCGUUGAGCUCCCUCCCUUCUGAAAUGCAACAUGUGCCUACCCUUUUUUCAUUUAGACACCAGCUUAGAACCUUGCACUUUUCACCUAGGCAUUAGGAAGUGGUUAAUGUUCAGCUGGAAUUUGUAGUUUUGCUUUUUCAGUGGACUUUUAUUUUUUAAACUUUUUUUUUUUUUUACUGUUACUGCCUUGAGAGAUCUUUUGAUACUAUACUGAUAUUUGAAAUAAACUGAAAUAUUUUAAAUAAACAAGCACGCUCAGAACUCUCCAGAGGUAAAUUUCCUCCAAAAAAUGCCUCCCAUGUGAAAAAAGCAGGCACGAUCAUAUGCUGAAAAAUAUUUCCGAGUGCAAUUGGAGGAGAAAGGUCACCAAAUGGUAACUUGCCCAGCAAAAAAUAGCCACGUGCCUUGGCUCACUGUGAGAAUGCAGAGGUGUGGUCUUAGGCUUUUUUGUGUGUGAGUGAUAUUAUGCUUACUUGUCUAUAUUUUAACUGAUGUUAUUUUUAACGGUUAUCGCUUUACGUGUGGCUGUGCAUUUUAUUAUUGUUUUGUUACAAGCUGUCUUAGGAAAAACUAUCUUAAAGUUGGGUUAUAAGUGAUUAAACUAAACAAACUCUGGUUGAAGUCCUGUUGGGCAGGCUCAGCUCAGACAAUAAAUCCACAUUUCAUGGUUUAUGAAGCUAGAAAUGAAAGCCAGCACCGAGCGCCUCUCCUUUGCUCCCCAACCCUUUAUUUUCCUGUUUAUGUCAGUGUCUGACAUAACAGGUAACUGGCUUAGCCUUUGUGAUGGGAGGGGAGGUUGUUGCCUCCACCAGCCCCUCCUCGAUAAGGGUAUCUUGUUAAAAGGAUCUGGGGUUGUGGAUCCUGUCCAAAGGCUGGUCGUGGGCUAGGGCCAUGCCAUGACCCAUCCAGGACACUGCCCCCCCCCCAUUUGACGUAUGUUGUAGAGCUCCCGCUGCUGGUGAUUUACCCUUAGUGUGACUCCCUGCAGACAGGCAGGAGUCGGGAUAUACUCUGGUUUCACCCAGUGCCUAAACCAAACCACUCACAUCUGUAAUCACAAUAAAGUUGUGACCAAUUUUAGCCCAUUAACCUAAAAUAUCCCUGUCCGUGUGUGUUUAUUAUAUAAGGGAACUACAGGGGUUUGUUACGCAAUUAAUGUAUAAAGAACAGCUUUCUUCUGUCUGCCCCAAAUCUGCUGACAAUAAACUUCAUUGUGUUGUUC
Molecule: messenger RNA, 28433 nt
Organism: Podarcis lilfordi (Lilford's wall lizard)
Lineage: Eukaryota; Metazoa; Chordata; Lepidosauria; Squamata; Lacertidae
Source: the annotation of a GenBank genome assembly